Cuscuta epithymum is the source of this 1161-nucleotide messenger RNA. The record is from the annotation of a GenBank genome assembly. NCBI's taxonomy places the organism in Eukaryota, Viridiplantae, Streptophyta, Magnoliopsida, Solanales, Convolvulaceae.
AGCAAAGUUUUUUUUUUUUUGAGAAUAUUUCUGAAGCAAAGUUAACCCCUGGAGAAAAAAGAAAAAAGAAAACUGCAGAUCUGAAAAUCUGAUUGCUCGCAUCACUACACAGUCUACGCCAUUCACCUCUUCCCGCGUUUUCAGAUCUUCCGAUCGACUCCUCCUCCUGAAUCUACGCCACGGCUAUUUCUCACAGGGUUCGGAUUGUCUGAUCCUUAUAGCUGGUACUCAUUACAAAUAGAUGUGUAGAUGAGUAACAACCUUUAUUCUUCACCUUCAUUCAUGGAGAGAAUAAAGAGAAUGAAGGUGAGCGUAGAAGGAGAAAAAGUGGUUCUGGUACCAUACAUGAGAGAGCACGUCCAGAAGUACCACGAAUGGAUGCAAGACCCUUCUCUCCUCCAAGCUACUGGUUCAGAGCCAUUAACUCUAGACGAAGAAUAUGAUAUGCAGCUUUCUUGGACCCAAGAUCCCUUAAAACAUACCUUCAUAGUAUUGGACAAGGACCUAAUUGUUGGCGACUUUUUCCAUGGAGACCCUCACGUUGAAGCCAUGGUUGGUGAUGUGAAUAUUUACUUGAAUGACUUGGACGAUUCACAUAUUGCUGAGAUUGAAAUAAUGAUAGCUGAACAAAAACGUCGCGGCAAAGGGCUUGGUAAAGAGAUUGUUCUUUUGAUGAUGGCAUUUGCUGUGAGAAAUUUUGGGGUCAAAAACUUCCGAGCUAAAAUUGGAGAGUCAAAUAAAGCUUCUCUCAGUCUAUUCCAGAAGUUGGGAUUUGCACAAACCUCUUACAGUCAAAUCUUCAGUGAAGUAACACUGGAGUUACCAUUGACAGAGGCAAAAUGUGAGGAGCUUCUUCAACUGAUUGAUAAAAUGGUUAUACAUUCAUAGACCAUGUAUGAUUUUUGUAACCAACGUCUAACUGCUUCCAUAACACAGCAAAGCCCGUCUAGAUUUUUUUAUCGAUGUGUAAUUAGUUGGAAGGUUUUGAAUGAGCUCCCAGUCUGCAAAUGUUUGGAUUUUUUUCUACUGCAAUGGUUUUUAUUGCUUUGGUUAAUUCAAACCUCAUCACAAGAUUUGUUCUGCUUUGUCUGGGUUCCCCAUUUUCUCUAGUGUUUUUUUGCUUGGUGUCUCACUUCGGUUUUCAGAGAAACAUGAGCAGCA